CAGAUUUCUGGAAGAUAGCGUUUUAUCGGAAAAGUUAAUACAAAAAGGUGAUAUAUAAAAUUAGCUAAUGAUGCUGGCAUCGAUUUUGACGGUUUUCAUACUAAUCGCGCUGACCUUAUCUGUCAUCGCUGUUGAAAUAAGGUAUUCAGAUAGGUUCUCUACAUACAAUCGGUGGAAUGAGACAGAAUCCGUAAUUCACAAUGGUCCUUUUUCGGAGCUCGCGAACAAAACAACGAUCCGAAUUGAUAAUGGCAGUUUAUCAGAUGCAAAUUUCGGCUUACUUCAAAAUUUUCGAACAAAAAGUUUGAUUAUUUUUGGCGGAAGAAUGCGAGAGAUAACUUUGGCACCCUCCGUUAAAUAUCUGCAUGCGAUACAUUCCGCAACAGUAGAUCUACUAAUACAACCACGCGCGAUAAGUUAUCAAAUCGAGGAGCUAAGAAUAUAUAAUAGUAUGCUUACAAUGCUACCGAAAAAUUUACAUCGUCUACUGUCUCUAAAAGUAUUGAAUUUAAGUUUCAAUUCUAUUGAAUCAAUAGAUAUGACUCAAUUGGAAUCUCUGGAGCAUUUGAGAGAACUUUCUCUUUUUGGCAACGGCUUGAAAACGAUACAAACCACAUCAGUAAUAAGUUUGCCCGUGCUACGACUGGUUGAUCUGCAUUAUAAUAAAUUAGCUCAACUGGAUGUCUAUUUGUGGUAUAUACCUGCUUUGGAAACUUUGGAUUUGGUUGAAAAAAAUAAGUUAGUUUACGUCAAAAAUUUAGACUCUCAGUUUCCAAAGCUGCGAAGUUUCGAAAUAAGUAAAAACCCACUUGACUGUAUUUGGAAGGAUACAAUGCUGCAAAACAUGCGACUAGCUAACGUAAUCAUUGGUGAUUUAGAUGAAGUGUCUUGCGACACCAAAAGCAAAAGUCGAAUUUCGGAAACAACAUGUUCUGCACUAUCUAGAUCAGUAAAUAGGCAGCUAGAAAUAUUUCAGAAUGCGAAAAACAACUUCGAAGCUCAACUUAAAGAACAAAAUGAAAUAAUUGCAAACCAAACAAAAGUUUUGCAAGCAAUCGAGAAGCGCAUUGAUUAUCACCAAAUUAAAAGUUUCAAAUGAUGGUGAGACAGGAAAAAGUUUUGCAAAUAACGCAAAUCGAAAAGCUUCAUAUUUUAUUCUGAAAUUAUUUUAAAAAGCUUUGAUAUUUUUUAAAGUUUUGUAAUGUAAACUACAGGUAAAUAGUCAAAGCAGUAUAUGGAUUAACUUAAGAAAUACAUUAUUCUUCUCAGUUUAUUAACCUCGUGUUUUUUUUAAACGGUCUUAAAAGUUCUAGAAGGUGGUUAGCGGUACUCCUCUCGUUCUACUGUACAGGAAGUAAUUGUUGUC
Messenger RNA from Wyeomyia smithii (pitcher-plant mosquito), 1366 nucleotides. Its product is annotated as leucine-rich repeat-containing protein 40-like. The record is from RefSeq and is a predicted model, not a curated record. Bases 68 to 1099 code for a protein of 343 amino acids. NCBI's taxonomy places the organism in Eukaryota, Metazoa, Arthropoda, Insecta, Diptera, Culicidae. The transcript is spliced from 2 exons. Gene Ontology annotation, molecular function: protein binding. Gene Ontology annotation, cellular component: plasma membrane.